AUGGAUUUCAAUCCAAACCACAAAUCUUCUAUUCUAAUUGAUCAAGUUCCUCUGAAUAAGGCAAGAUUAUCGUCUAGUUUGAACCCAUACUCGCCUCCAUCAAUAAUAUUUUCUUCAAGUUUAUUCUUAACCAUCCCCAGAAGAAAAGCCAUGUCUGGUAAGCUCGACCAUGUCCAUGCUAAUAGCUGGCAUGAUGCGAUGAAAGCAUCAUCUCCUCAAAAAAUCUUUGAUGAUGAUAUCAACUUUGAUGCUGCUUGUGAUGAAGCUGAUGCAGAGUAUCGCUCUUGGUUGUUUAAAUUUCCUUCAGCCCUAUCUUCUUUUGAGCAAAUAAAAAAUUAUGCCAAGGGAAAAAGGGUUGCACUCUUUUUGGAUUAUGAUGGAACUCUCUCACCUAUUGUGGACAAUCCUGAUCAUGCUUUUAUGUCAAGUGAGAUGCGUUCUGCUGUUAAAAAAGCUGCUAAGUAUUUUCCUACUGCCAUUAUAAGUGGAAGGAGUCGCGAUAAGGUUCAUGAAUUUGUAGGACUGAAAGAGCUCUAUUAUGCUGGAAGUCAUGGUAUGGACAUAGUUGGCCCAGUAGGAGAUUCUGAAAGUGUUAUCAACCAUUCAGGUUUCAUAAGAUCUACCAAUGAGCAGGGAAAGGAAGUAAACCUGUUCCAACCUCCAAGCGAGUUCUUACCGGUGAUCGACGAGAUUUGUAGAUCACUCGUAGAAAAUACUAAGGACAUUAUAGGCUCAAAUGUUGAGAACAAUAAAUUCUGUGUCUCUGUACAUUACCGCCUCGUAAAUGAGAAGGAUUGGGAUGUGAUUGCUCAGCGUGUGCUUGGUGUUCUCGAGAACUACCCUCAUCUGCAACUAACUUAUGGGCGGAAGGUUUUAGAAAUCCGUCCUAUAAUAGACUGGAAUAAAGGGAAAGCUGUUGAAUUCCUGCUUGAAUCCCUAGGGUUAAAUGACAGUGAUGAUGUGCUUCCUAUAUAUGUUGGUGACGAUCGCACUGAUGAGGAUGCUUUCAAGGUUUUAAGAGAAAGGAACAAAGGCUAUGGCAUUUUGGUUUCUUCCAUUCCUAAAGAAACUAAUGCCCAUUACUCUCUGAGGGAUCCAUCCGAGGUCAUGGAAUUUCUUAGAUCUCUGGCGAGAUGGAAAAAAUCUGAAGUUGCAGCCCACUGA
Dendrobium catenatum is the source of this 1164-nucleotide messenger RNA. Its product is annotated as trehalose-phosphate phosphatase A-like. Bases 1 to 1164 code for a protein of 387 amino acids. Gene Ontology annotation, biological process: trehalose biosynthetic process. The record is from RefSeq and is a predicted model, not a curated record. Lineage: Eukaryota; Viridiplantae; Streptophyta; Magnoliopsida; Asparagales; Orchidaceae. The transcript is spliced from 10 exons. Gene Ontology annotation, molecular function: trehalose-phosphatase activity.